Molecule: messenger RNA, 609 nt
Organism: Plasmodium relictum
Lineage: Eukaryota; Apicomplexa; Aconoidasida; Haemosporida; Plasmodiidae
Gene: PSOP13
Product: secreted ookinete protein, putative
Exons: 7
Coding region: 1-609 (202 amino acids)
Source: RefSeq, a predicted model, not a curated record
AUGAAUAAAUUUUUUUUUUUUUUUUUUCUUUUUGUAAAUUUGUUAUUGUCUCAAAUAUUUUGUGAAAAAGCAGAAAUAUUACCUUUAGGUGAUAUUUUAUCGGGAGUUAGCGAUAUAGCAAAUGUAAUUUCUUCUAAAAAUGAAAACACUAAUGAAGUUCUCUCAGAAUCAGUAUCAAAAAUUAACUUAAAAAUAGUACCAUCGAAAAAGUUGCACAUCACUAAGAAUGACAUGAUGUUUUUAUUAUCGGAGCUUCGACAAGAAAUAGGAAGACAAAUUAAUAUACUAGAAGAUGAAUUUGAGGAAAAGGAAAGAAUGAAGCAAAGAUCUGCUUCUUUAUGGGCAGCUAGUCAUUCUCCAGUUUAUAUUCCAGAAGAAAGAGAUCAAACAGAAAAGGUUAGUGAAAUAGAUGAUAAAGAUAAAGAAGAAAUUGAAGAUUUAUUAGAUUCUUUAAAUAAGAUAACUAACGACGAAAAAAUAAAGGAAAAAGAAAACUUAACUUAUAAUAUAGAAAUACGUAACAAAAAGAAUUUUGAUGAAAAGGGGAUUUUAGAAAAUAAUAUGCACUUUAAGCAAAAAGCGUUGAGAAAUGGCCCUGUAACAAAAUAG